AUGACGGGACCUCUUGAGCAGGCUGGACCUGAGAUGGGCCAAAACCUGGAGGCCCGGACCCAAUUGGAUGUCUACACAUGGUACAGCCCAUAUGUUCACAGGGUGGCCUGGGUGUUGAAACUGAAAGGAAUCGAUUACGAAUUUGUGGAAGAAAAUCUGAAGGAUCCAAACAAGAGGAGCCCUCUCCUUCUGAAUUGCAACCCGGUGUACAGGAAAAUCCCAGUGCUUAUUCAUCAUGGGAAACCGAUUGUUGAAUCUUUAUUCAUCAUUGAGUAUAUUGACGACACAUGGAAAGACAAUCCCAUUUUACCCACUGAUCCAUACGAGAGAGCCAUGGCAAGAUUUUGGGCUUCCUUCAUUGAUGAAAGGUUACUUGAAGGUUCAAAAAGAGUGUUAUCUGUUAAAGGAGACCAGCUAAAGAUGGAAACUAAGCAAGUAUCAGAUGCCAUGGAAGUGCUCGAAGGAAUGUUGGAGGGUAAGAAAUUCUUUGGGGGUGAGAAGAUAGGGUUCCUAGACAUCGCCUUCGGCUGGAUAGCCAUAUGGUUGGGAGCCAUCGAGGAGGCUGUUGGUGUAGAAUUCUUCAACCGCCGCAAAUUGCCUCUCCUCGAGACUUGGAAGGACAAAUUCAAAGAGUUUCAUGUUGUCAAAGACAGCUUGUAUCCCACGGAAAAGUUGGUUCGGUUCUUUACAAAGUACCGCCAUUCACAGCUAAAAUUAGCAGCAAAAAAAUGA
This is a messenger RNA of Durio zibethinus, 732 nucleotides long. Lineage: Eukaryota; Viridiplantae; Streptophyta; Magnoliopsida; Malvales; Malvaceae. The record is from RefSeq and is a predicted model, not a curated record.